Messenger RNA from Paralichthys olivaceus (Japanese flounder), 5324 nucleotides. The record is from RefSeq and is a predicted model, not a curated record. Lineage: Eukaryota; Metazoa; Chordata; Actinopteri; Pleuronectiformes; Paralichthyidae.
UAAAGACGAGGAAAUCUCGACAUUAGAGAAGUUGAUUUAAUUCAGACAGAACAGAAAAUGAAUCUUUGCGUUGACUUGUUAUGUGUUCUCCAGCUUUGUGUCACAGAUCAGUGGAGACAGCAGCUGUUUGUGUCUGAAUCCCACUGAUCUGAGCCUCAGGGACACUGAGCUGCAGUGUCAAGGACUAAUCACCACAGUGAAUCACAAUGAGCUCACAUUUAACAUCUCAGCCACUGUGACUGUGAGUGGGAUAUACUUGAGUGUUUUCACUCCAUGUCACCCCUCUGGACCCAUGGUAACCCCACAGCCACCAGCCAGCUGCGUUAGAGGUUUCAGUGGAACAAGUACAGAUUUCACACUCCCAUUCCUGCUGUAAGCUGAUAGGAGUGAAAAAAGGCUGUGGGGCUGCAAACUGCUCUCAUGGCAGACAGGGUAUGGGGGACGCACUUAAUUCAACAUAAACUCACCUCACCAAGCGUGGAAGGAAAAAUUACAAAUAGAACCGUGGUCCAGCAGGAGAGAGGAGACAUUCUUCUUCUUUCAGUGAAUUGAUACAAACUUCCCCUGAACACAGCUCACAAAGCAGCUCACAACAACAUUAAAGAAGUUCAGCUUCAAGGUCAAAGCCAUUAGUGUUGGUUCAGUGGAGAUUUGCUUUGAAGACUUUAAAACCAUUAAGACACAACAAACAAUGAAAACAGUUUUGCAUGAAAUGUCCCUGUAAGCCCCUAAGCAUGCAGGCUAAUUGACUUUUUAAUGGAACCCCAAGGCCUGAUAGAGCCUACAACACCUUGUGGUGUCCGUCAACUUGUCUGCAGCAGCCCAGCUGUUCUCCCACAGGAAAAAGUCGACAUCAUCCCCCAUGUGGGCAAAUCCAGCCUUUCCACGCGCCAAUCACAUUGCGCCUUUAACCGAGAGGAGAUGCGCAGCGCAGCCUCUCCGUGCACACUGAUCCAAACUCCGCCGGACAACUGUGGAGCAGCUGCGCAACUGCGACACAACCGCGCACUCUGAGGCUGAGCUCGGUGCGACAGCAGCUCACCAGAGAAACUUUUUUUGGAUAAACGUCUUUUUGUGGGGGGGGGGGAUCUGCAUAGACCGACAACCGGGAUCCGACAAGUAAAUGGGACAACGAGAAUCGCGACAACUUGAAUCGCUCCAGCUGCGCGCGCGGUUCAGUUUGGCCAACUUUGUGCCGUAGCACCAUCCGACCAGCCUCAGUCCGAGAGGCAGCAGCACAGGAGGCGGCUGGAUGUGGCAGGAGACGGGUCACUGAGCUGCAACGAGCCGUGUGCGAGUUUCCCCACUGCCCAACUCUCCAAUGUCACCGGACAGGAUGAUGAUCAUUGGACUUCUGCUCAAUGUCUUCUCUCAGGGUAGCGCUCCAGUAUCUGCAUCCUUAGAUUGUCUGGUGGCGGAGCAGGGCUGCAUUCAAGAGCACUCCUGCAUGGUUCUCUACCGACUGCUGGAGUACUGUGCGGCCGAGGAGGCGGUGUCGCCGCUUGGCCCGAAUGCCCGUCUGGAGUGCCUGGAGGCCCAGAACUCUGUGCAGAAGUACCGCCCUCUUCAAGUAUGCAAGUGUCAGCGUGGCUCUCGCAGGGAGGAGCACUGCCUGAAGGUCUACUGGACUGUGAGAUUUGGAGCAUACGAUGAGUAUGAGGUGUCUCCAUAUGAAGAACUGGAGUUGAAUCUGGUGAGAAACAUUGAGAUGUCGCGCAUGGCCUCCAUCAUGGCAGCUUCCACUCUUUCUGUGGACGGCCAGAACCAGUGUCUGAAGGCAGCUCAGGAUUGUGGCCUGUAUGAAAAGUGUGGCUCCCUGCGGUCAGAAUAUGUCGUGGCCUGCACCAAGAGAGCUGCGGUCUCUGAGAACAACUGCAACCGCCAGAAAUGCCACAAAGCCCUGCGGCGCUUCUUGGAGCGCGUACCGGAGGAGUACAGCCUCGCUCUGCUCUUCUGUCCCUGCUCUGACACUCUGUGUGGGGAGCGCCGGAGGAAAACCAUCGUCCCGUCGUGUUCCUAUGAGGAGAAUGUGAAAGGGGAGGAAAGAGUGGGAAAGCCUAACUGCCUCAGCCUGCAGAACUAUUGCUCCAGAGACGAGCUUUGUAGAUCACGGUUUGCUGAUUUCCAACACAACUGCCAACCCUCCCCUCUGUCUGCCUCUGGCUGUAUGCGAGAGAGCAGAGCGAUGUGCUUGAAGGCCUACGCUGGACUCAUAGGAACCAUCAUGACUCCCAACUACGUGAGCAACAGCAGCACGGAAGUGUCCCAGUGGUGCACGUGUGAGGGCAGUGGGAACGAAUGGCAGGGCUGUCAGCGCAUCCUACAUAUGUUCAGCAACAACAUGUGUCUGGGCAACGCCAUCAGCUCGAUGGGGAUCUCGGCACCUCCCGCUGUGCUGAACACUCCUGUGCCAGCUUCUCAGCCCUCCCCGCGUGUCUACCAGGAGAGGGUCCAUGUCAGUGUUAAUACUCUCCCAGGAUUCACCAGUAUGGAGGAGAGCGAGGGAGAGGAGCAGGUUGAGGAAGAGAAUGAUGAGUUCAAUGCUUUCCCGCCUUAUUCUGAGAAGGACUCUAACACUGAAUCAAGGGCCAGAGGGAGCCAGCAAGGGGCAUCUAGUCGAGGAGCACCUCUGCUACCAUUACUGCUCUUGCCCACACUCAUCCUGGACUGGAGUUGCUGGGGCUACUGAGGCCUCCAUCUCAUCCUCCGCUCAUAUUCUACACUCGCUACCACUUUCAAAUCCAUCACAGCACUCCGAAUGAACCAUAAAGGACAUUGGUGAGGGAGAAAUGGAAAUGAUCCCUCUUAACAUUUCUUAUUCUUUCACUUUUUCUUAAAAAGAAUUCUCCUGACUUCAUUCUGUUUCUUCUAUCACUGCCUCCUCAAGUGUUGAAAGAUACUAUGUCGUCCUGCAGCAUCUACUGUGUCCUUGCCUGAAAGCCCACGAAAAGGAAGGGAACAAUGUGAGCAGAUAGUUGAGUGCAUGGGUGAAUUGAGAAGUGCUGUCUGGGCAAAAUACUCCAUCUAGAGCCUGCUUCACACUCAAAGUGCAUCCCCUCUUUUAACAAGAAGCACAUUGCCCAAGGCCACAUCCACUAUACGUGCUCCCGAAACCCAUAACCAGUCUACUCCUCUGCAAGCGGACCUGAGCACGGCUUUUGAUUUCUAUUUCAUGACUCAUGUCCCAUCCAUUUCUCUGCUGCCCCUUCAGCUCUUUCUCUCCUUCACACUGUGGUUGACUAAGAUAAUCCCCUUAACAACAAGCUAAUAAGAAACUGCACCACACUCACAGCUGCUUUGUAGAACAAAACUAUUAAAUAAAAAAUGUAAUGCUUUGUCACAUUAUGUAUACGAGAGAUCAUAGCCGUCUCAACCUUUAGUUCUUUUAACUUUGUGCACCUGAAAGCAAAGUGCAACAGUCACUCCGCUCAGCUUCUUUUGUCAACCCGCCACUUAGUAUUUAUCCUACAGGGGUAAAUGGCUGAGAAUUCCAACCACGGGCAAAAGAACUGAGAUCAAAUUCUAUUCUAUUGUAGACGUGAUGAGCGGAGAAAAGCAACAUAAGCAAUUACAGCACAAUUCAAAUUGCUCCGCAUGCAGGGGAAGUCUGGAGUAAGGCUCAGGGGAGGAGAUAGCCAAUUUACUGCUGUCAUACCCUCUUACUUUUUUAUCCUUAAGAGAUGUGUUUUUAGGGCUCCUUCCCCAUCACGGGCUGUGAAUGUUGUAAGAGCGAGAUGGGGAGAUGGGGACGGACACAGGAGGCCGUAAAGCCUGCUGGCUGCUCUGAUCAUUGAGCAGCACAUUGAGCCAUUAUCUCUGCCUGAAGUAUCUUUUGCUGAUGUUAAUGAUUUUCUCUCUUAUGGCUCAUUUUCUUGUGAAAUUGCGCAGCUGCAGGGAUGUAGGUAAAGAGAAGCAUAGUAAAGGUUUUUUUUUUUUUAAAAGAUGGAUAAACUUUUCUAAUUUGAGGAUAAGUUUGCAAGAAAUAACCGGAACUGUAUAAGGAAACUUUCCUAUAUUCAUUGUUGUUCAAAGCUAUUGUUGUGUGUUAUAUUUAAAGUGAUGGUGAUGCAGUCCGCUCGCCUUGCCGUCUCCCAAAAAUAACAGAUAUGACCAUUUCCAAAAAACAUAUCAGUAAGUUAAAAUCAUUGGUUUACUGUAAAAGACAAAAGCCACAGUUUGAGGUGCAGUGUUUUUAAAGUACAACUAGGGUGCACACUUCUGCCAAGGCCCAAUAGUCCCCUGAUAUAAAACCAUGUUUCUAUAAAACCAAACUUAACUUCAUCAGGUUUUUAUUUGGAUCUGCCUCUAAAUAAAUACAUUUUCUCUGUUGAAAAUUUUGAUAUGUUAAAGAAAAGUAAAAUGUAUGAAUAUAUGAAAAUAUGAAAAUGUUUCCUCUAUGGGGGAGGUAUUAAGAUGUUUAAUAACCACUUGAGGAAGCCUUUUACUUUUUAUGCCCCCAGCACCGAACCAAACUUGUUUACAUGAUGUUUAAUUGACUCUAAUACUGAUUAUUUGAUUGGGACUGAAAAGGCAGAAAUGCACAGGGAGCGAUAUGAGUUAUGUCCACACUUGUUCCUCAAGCUUAUUCUUAGUUGGACUAGAAUGGAUGCUGGUGGGGGUUACCAGACUUCCAGUGACUCUUACCCACUUCCGGGUAAAAUGACACCAUGCGUCUUUGUGACCAUUCUCUUGCUGAGAGUUUAGCUGCAGGAGGUUAGGAAGCGGAUGACGAAAAGUCCACUUAACAAGGCUCUGAAGUGUGACUGCCAGCUUAGGUAUAGAAACGACCCUGCAAUGCUUAAGAAAAACAUUUGACUGGGACCCUCAUAUAUGAUAUAUAUAUAUGCCAGAUGACAGAAGAUGCAUAAAGAUGCUACAAAAAGAAAAGCCGUCACUGUGUCGUGGUGCAGCGUCACUGAUGCUGCCGAUUUCAAUCAAUUCAAUUCAAUUCAGAUUGAAACAGCAUCCAGGGGCAAGUCUCAAUAACUACAUCCAGUGUGGUUGUUUAUAUCUGUAAACUAUGUAAAGUAACAUCAAACAUGGCUUGUUUUAUUUUUUUGAUGGGUUAAGAAAAAAAAAGCUUAUUCUCUAUAAACCAAUGAACAUGAACAUAUGAAUAUCCCUAAACUUUUCUUUCCUUUUUGUUUUAGGUUGUAUCUUGAAUAUCCAGUUGAGAGAAGUAAAGUUUCACACACUGACCUUGUUUUGAAGAUGUAUCCAACAUGCCAAAUAAUGCUGAACACAAUGUGUAAUAACUGUGUAAUUUUGUGACAUAGCUGGAAGUGUGCUGGUUUGUUAAAAGAAGAAUAAAAUUCACACUGGAA